AUGCCCACCGCUAUCGAUAAAACGGGUGGGUCGAAGAAGCGAAAGAACACCAAGGAAAAUGGCGUUCCAUCCUCCAAACGUCGCGCUGUCGCAGAAAAUGAGAGCACAGAGUCAAUGGCCAGGAUUUUGGAGUUGGAAGAACAAAUAUCGGAAUCGAGAAAACACUACAACAACAUCGUGACGCUGAUAUCGAUGCUCAGCAAGGAUGGGUCAGGAAUUAACCCGGAUUUGGCGGUGGCCGUGUCGCUUUGUCGAGUCUUCAGCAGACUUAUUGCUGGUGGGAAUUUGACCGAGGCCAAUCAUGCAGCAGAGAACGAGAGAAUUGUCGUCGCUUGGCUGAGAGAACGGUGUCGGGAGUACCAGAGACUGCUGGUCUCUAUCAUGCGCGAGAGCGAUGCUUCAUCACAGGUCACUGCGUUGACCCUCGCAAUGCGCCUCCUCAACGAACGUGCUACGCAUAUUCCAGGAGAUGAUAACCAGGCUUGGACCUCUGGACUGUUUCCAAACAUCUUUGAAGCCGUCAUUGAGGCAAGAGACGGACAGGCGCUGCGGUCAGAGUUCCUCGAAAAGCUCGUGAAGCCGUACGAGGAUGUAACCUACCAUACGUUCAUGCAAGUCGCUGCGUACGCAUCGUCAGCACGCAGCACAGAAAUCCUAGAAAUCCUCGUCACACUCCUUUCCGCCUGCGACUCCGUCCCAAGCGCAGACCAUGAAUUCGAGAACUUCUACAGCAAGACCAGCACACAAAACAAGAAGCUGCUCUCCGUCACCUCCCACAAAAAGCGCGCCCAAGACGCCUGGCUCGCCAUCCUCCGAAACAACCUUUCGCAGCCGCUCCGCAAAACGCUCCUCCGCAUAAUGGUCCACCACAUCGAGCCCUGGUUCGCCCGCCCAGAACUCCUCAUGGACUUCCUCACAGACUCCUACAACGUCGGCGGUGCAACAUCCCUCCUUGCCCUCUCCGGCCUUUUCUACCUCAUCCAAGAAAAGAACCUCGACUACCCGCAAUUCUACCCCAAACUCUACUCCCUCCUUGACGCCGACCUCCUCCACUCAAAACAUCGCUCCCGCUUCUUCCGCCUCCUAAACACCUUCCUCGCAUCCACUCAUCUCCCCGCAACUCUCGUCGCGAGCUUCAUCAAACGUCUCUCCCGCCUCGCCCUCAAUGCUCCCCCUUCCGCGAUCGUUGCCAUUGUUCCUUUCAUCUACAACCUCUUCAAAGAACACCCUACAUGCACCUUUAUGCUCCACCGCGUCAUCCGGGACGAGGAGACGAAAGCCGAAAUUGAGGCAGAGGGCAUGGAAGAUCCCUUCGAUCCUGAAGAACCAGAUCCAGAGCACACCGGCGCCAUUGAUAGUAGUUUAUGGGAAAUCGUGAGCCUGCAGUCGCAUUACCACCCCAAUGUGGCAUCCAUUGCACGGAUUAUCUCAGAGCAGUUCACGAAGCAGAGUUAUAAUCUUGAGGAUUUCCUGGACUAUACCUAUCAAGGUAUGGUGCAAGCCGAAUUGGGCACGGGCGAGAAGCCGUUGAAAAAGAUUCCAGUUGUGGAAUAUCAAAUACCAAAGCGUAUAUUUACUGAUCGGAUGCUGGAAGAGGAUGGUGGUGUUGAUACGGCUCCUGGUAGUCUAUUAAGAGCCUUAUGGGAUUUCUCCUAA
Messenger RNA from Aspergillus calidoustus, 1656 nucleotides. The record is from the annotation of a GenBank genome assembly. Lineage: Eukaryota; Fungi; Ascomycota; Eurotiomycetes; Eurotiales; Aspergillaceae.